Molecule: messenger RNA, 1188 nt
Organism: Mesorhabditis spiculigera
Lineage: Eukaryota; Metazoa; Nematoda; Chromadorea; Rhabditida; Rhabditidae
Source: the annotation of a GenBank genome assembly
AUGCUGUGCCUCGUAGCCGCUUUCGAAAUCCAGGCCCAAGUGGUGAUCCCCGUUUUGAGAAGUAUCGCGGACGAGGGAGGGCAUGGGAUUACAGAUAAAUCUGGAUAUUACGUGGGUACCAUCCUCUACCUCACCUACACUUUUAUGAAUUUCCUAAUACCGCCAGUCAUUGCUAAAAUUGGCCCAAAGUGGGCAAUGGUUGCCGGGAUGCUGUGCUACGUUAUCUAUAUGCUGGGCUUUUUGCACGUCGAGGGCUGGCUACUGUACUCGCUAUCGGCUCUUUUGGGUCUAGGAGCAGCUUUACUCUGGACGAGCUGCGGCGUCAACUUGGUGCGAAUUUCUGAGGAGAAGAAUGUCGCCAGGAACAGUGCAAUUCUCUGGACUACCGUGCAAUUUUCUCUCAUCGUCGGGGCUGCCUUCCUGAUUAUUGUUUUGCGCAGCGAGGAGCUUUCCAAAAGCUACCGCGUCAUCUACAUGGCGUGUGCCGUACUUGGGCUCGUUGGUGCCGGGAUUAUCGCGUUGAUGCCGACCCCGCAACUUCGCCGAGGCUCCUCAUCAAGUGACGCAUCAGCCGACUCGAACUUAUCCGUGCUGAAUGCUUUUGAAGACACCUUCCGACUCCUAAAAACCAAGGAAAUGAUGCUGCUCUGCGUGGUGUUCUUUUUCAACGGCUUCCAAACCGUGUUUUUUGGCGCAAUGUACACCGCUUCUCUAGCUGCAACAACCCGCAUGGACAGUCACGAAAUUGCCAUCGCAUACGCAAUGUUGGCCAUUGGAGCUGGAGAAUUUUGCGCUGGCACAUUCUUCGGGAUUUCGGGCAACAGUCGUGGAUCGCAAUUCGGAAGAAAACGGGUGGCCGUUAUUGGGACGUGCUUGUUGCUAGUGGCAAAUAUUCUCUCGAUCAUCAAUUUGCCUCCCGAUGCGCCGCUUCAUGAGACGGAUAAUAUUGGGUUCAUCGAGCCUAGCCUCUGGAUCGCCCUUUUCGUCGCAUUCCUCCUCGGACUUGCCGAUUGUUGCUGGCAAACACAGACGUAUACAAUUCUGGGUGGAAUGUACAAAGAUGAGCAGUCACCGCCGGCUUUUGCCCUCUUCCGGUGCUUCCAGGCCCUCUCCACCAGCAUCGGUUGCUUCAUCGCCCCGCAAUUCGAGCUGUACUGGACGUUACUCAUGACGUCUUAUCGUGGAGGG